Messenger RNA from Verticillium dahliae VdLs.17, 879 nucleotides. RefSeq lists its product as uncharacterized. The coding region runs from base 1 to 879 and encodes 292 amino acids. The record is from RefSeq and is a predicted model, not a curated record. Lineage: Eukaryota; Fungi; Ascomycota; Sordariomycetes; Glomerellales; Plectosphaerellaceae. The transcript has 3 exons.
AUGAAGUUCCUCCUCUACGCGGCCGUCGUCGCCGCCGUCGCCAACGCUGCAGCGCUCCCCUUCGCCGAGCCCGGCAAGCCAUGCCCCCGACCUGGCCAGGGCUGCUGGAAGGCCAAGCGUGCCCCCGAGCCCAUCGCCAUGCCCGAGCCUGAGGCCGUUGCCGAGGCCGAGCCUGGCAAGCCAUGCCCCCGACCUGGACAGGGCUGCUGGAAGGCCAAGCGUGCCCCCGAGCCCAUUGCCAUGCCCGAGCCUGAGGCCGUUGCCGAGGCCGAGCCUGACAAGCCAUGCCCCCGACCUGGCCAGGGCUGCUGGAAGAACAAGAAGCGCACGCCCGAGCCCGUCGCCAGGCCCGAGCCCGAGCCCGAGGCUGUGGCUGAGGCUGACCCUCAGAAGCCCUGCCCCCGACCUGGACAGGGCUGCUGGAAGAACAAGAAGCGCGCGCCCGAGCCCGUCGCCAUGCCCGAGCCCGAGCCUGAGGCCGUUGCCGAGGCCGAGCCCGACAAGCCAUGCCCCCGUCCUGGACAGGGCUGCUGGAAGAACAAGAAGCGCACGCCCGAGCCCGUCGCCAUGCCCGAGCCAGAGCCUGAGGCUGUUGCUGAGGCUGACCCCCAGAAGCCCUGCCCCCGACCUGGACAGGGUUGCUGGAAGAACAAGCGCAGCGCCGAGCCUGAGUUCGUCGCCAGCGAGUGGCCACAAGCAGCGGUUGAUAGGUUGAUCAGUCACGCUGAUGCUGGUAUGAACAGAAAAACUAGGCACGUUUCCAACAUGGAUCUGACCCGGACGGACAUCUCGUUGAGAGCACCAGAAACUUCCAGGAUUCUGACAGGUGUUCGGUUCAUGGCCUUGAGGGUCAGGGGAGGAGGAGGAGGAAGGCAAUAA